UGUUUAUUAACUUGCCUCAUUCUCCAUCCAUUGUGAGCUGUGUUGAAAGGGAUUGCGCGUUGAUUUCGGUAUUGUUUGCGUCUACAACUCUACAGUAAAGCGAUCGUAAACGAUGGCCUUAGGCUAUGAAUGUUUCUGGCAUGAUUUCGUGUCAGGCAGGAGAAAGAAUUUCGAGUUAGGGGAAAGGUACGAGAAGGACCCUGAGCACAUGAAAUGGCAGAAAUGGGUGCCAGCGCGAAGGCCAAUCAAACCCAAGUGCUCGAGAGUAUUUUCGACAGCCAAGACUGGCGAGGACGUUUAUAUAGCCAGGCUGAAGCACGAGGGCCAACUGCUGCCCGGCUACAUGAGGAACGGCUGGGCCUACUUUGCCCACGAAGGAAAGGUCAUCAAGACAAAAGACGAGCACCAAGUUCUCUUUGGAGGGCACGUCAAGUGGUGCAGACCCGAUCGCGUGGACGAGAGAGACGUCGUCGUCGUUGGACACGACGAAGACAAAAAUCCACUCUUCUUGGGCACCUUCAUGGUGAACGGAACAAGUCUCUAUGGCGAGGUGCGGAAAGGGGUGUGCAACAUUGUCGUUGUUUCAGAGCGAGAGGUAAUUGUUUCCGAGCCCCAGCGCUACGCCAUUCUCGGUUGGACACAUAUAUACAAACUUGAUAGGGAAUGAGCAGAAACUAUCGACGCAAUUUGUCUUUGAAAUUCACUAUUGGUUGUUAUGUUGGUAGAUAAAUAAAACAACUGGUUGAGAGUUAAAAUAAAUUAAUCUGAAA
This is a messenger RNA of Cloeon dipterum, 770 nucleotides long. RefSeq lists its product as uncharacterized. NCBI's taxonomy places the organism in Eukaryota, Metazoa, Arthropoda, Insecta, Ephemeroptera, Baetidae. The coding region runs from base 113 to 667 and encodes 184 amino acids. The record is from RefSeq and is a predicted model, not a curated record. The transcript is spliced from 3 exons.